ACGUAUAUACUGUCUAAAAUAUCUAAAUGUCAAUUUAUCUCAGCUGGUGAUAUCGUGAAUGAUUUUAAAGUUUUAAGUGUGAAACCUACAUUUUGACCAAUUAAACUAAAAUCGGACGUUACUAUCCACAAUGAACUAUUAUCCAACAGUGAAUCAUCACCAUAUGGUUGGAGAAUCCCAAUUUUAUUACCCUCCUCCCCAUCUUAUGGACAUCCCUAAGCCAUCUACGAAUCGUUUUAUUUACGUAAAACACAAUUUUAUCAAUCCCAACCCAGCCCCUCCGACCAAAGUCCUCGUUAAUCCCCACUUCAAAAAAAAAGUCUUUGUCAACCCCCAGUUCCACGCUCCUCAAACUCUACUCCCCACUACAAAACCAAAAAUCCAUGUAAACCCAAACGUACUGAAAAAUUUUGGAAAUAACGUGCCAAACAUUAAACCCACACCUGUUGUCGAAUCAAAAACAACAACUGUGAUAUCUACUAGAAAUAAGUUAGUGCGAAUUCCUUGCAAUUCACCUGAUACUUCACCUAGAAAACGACGUAAUUCGUUACACACAAAGUACAAAAUCGUGCGAUCAGGUGCCAAAAAUAGCCCAAUUAAUAAGUUUAAGUUAGACAAAAGAAACAGCGUAAAUAAACCUAUUUUGAAAACGGUUAAGAAGAGGUAUGUGUACGUUAAUAGAUUCUUAAGUAUGGACGUGGUGGCGAAAAAUGUGCUCUUGAAGAAAAACUCCAAUUUGUGUAAACCCGGUUUCGUCAACAUUAAUGGCAUCCUGUAUAAAAAAUCUCCAAAUUCGUUAAAAAAAGCGUCUGAAUCUUUACUGAAGCCAAAAUUGACCCUGAAAGCGAAUUCGUUCAAGAGGAAUCAAAGUUUCAGAGUGCAAUCAUCUUCCAAGUACAAAUUAGUGAGAAAAGACACCAAGCAACAUUUAAGUACAUCAAGCAAUCGAAGAAGUUUGGUUAGACGGUACAAAGUCAUCAGAUCCAAGAAAACUCCAGUUAAACCAUCCCCUAGUAAAUUGCGGAAAUGUAACAUCCCGUGUCCCAUUUUCCGAAAAUACGGAAGAUGUCCGGGGAAAACGACAGGCACGUGUUUCAAGUUGCACAAUCCAGACCAAAUUGUGCUGUGCACUAGAUUUCUGCAAGGAGCGUGUCGCAACGAAAAUUGUCUCCUAUCACACAAAGUUUCCCACGAAAAAAUGCCAACGUGUAAAUACUAUCUUGAUGGUUUGUGUUCUAAAGACAACUGUCCCUACCUCCACGUCAAGAUCAGCCCUAAGGCGGACAUCUGCAGGGAUUUCCUGGAAGGUUUUUGCAAGAGGGCGGCAGAAUGCGACAAGCGCCACCAGUUUUUGUGUCCGGACUUUGAGAAGAGUAGGACAUGCGCAAAACGGAGGUGUCCCUAUCCACACGGAAACGUGGUAAGAAAAAAUAGUAAGGUUUUAAAUACGCUUGCCAAGAAAUGUUUCGUGAAAAAAGAGAAAAAGAAGAGAGUUGUGACUGAGUCGCUUGUUAAAGAAGUAUCGGAAAAGAAUCGAUACUACAAGGAUUCCGCUAAAGACUCGUCUGCAAAAUUAGAUUCAGUGGGGGAGCAACCUGUUAUAAAGACAGUUUCGAGGGAGAGACCAAAAUUGGGGGAUUUACCGGCCUUUAUACCACUUUUUGAGGGAACGUGACGAAUAUUUCUUGGCAAUUUCUAGAAUAUUUUUAUUAGUUAUAUUAUAAAUGGAAAAGAAACAAUAAAGCUUUGUAACAAA
Messenger RNA from Zophobas morio, 1756 nucleotides. It is a transcript of the gene ZC3H3, whose product is annotated as zinc finger CCCH domain-containing protein 3. The transcript has 5 exons. Gene Ontology annotation, molecular function: metal ion binding. The record is from RefSeq and is a predicted model, not a curated record. NCBI's taxonomy places the organism in Eukaryota, Metazoa, Arthropoda, Insecta, Coleoptera, Tenebrionidae. Bases 131 to 1675 code for a protein of 514 amino acids. Gene Ontology annotation, cellular component: nucleus.